UUUGCAGUGUUUUAAAGACUGAAAUCAAGUAUCACUGAAAGAAGAGAUUUGUUGUCAGUUUUGAAACAAGUCUGUUUGGUUCAUACUGAUUCUCCAAGAGUAGUAAUUGAGAAGUAUGAUUCUACAAUGGGUUCUGCAGGAAAAACAUGAGAGCAUGUUGGCUCUCCGUUGUAUCUCAGGGAAAUGUCUCUUUUGGCAGCUUGGUACAGCGGCAAGUUUUUCCCUUGAGAAUUUUUCCUUUUGAAGCCUUUGCUAUAUGGUGUAUUACAACAAAAUAAGGUACUCUGUGUACUCAAAUGACUGUUAUGUAAGUUCAAAUGGCUAUGCUUUAAUGAAGAGAAUUGGAAAGCAUUCUCAUGUAGCAUUAGAAAUCUGUUGUUUGAUUGUGAAACAAGAACAAGAAAUUCAUGUGAUUGAAAACAAAUGGCUUGUUUUCUUCAGGCAGAGCAACCUACGAGAAUGGAACUGAUUCUAUUUGUUCCAUUUCUCUUCUUCUAGUGUUUAGCACAAUGCUGGGUGUUCUAGAGGUGGUUUUUUUUUUCUUUUUUUCCCUAACCCCAGUGUUAACACUUCAUAGUAAUUAAAGAUUGGUUACUAAUUUAUGAACCUAAGAUUGCUGCUUCAAGUCAGAAUGGUUUAUGAACAGUUUGAAAUUCUCUGUACUCCUUACAGAUUCAUGCGUACUUGAAAUCUCCCACAUCUAUGUGUGGCAGUUGUGUGUGAAAGUUCCUUGCUACUGGAGGUGAAAGCGAAAUGCAAACUUGUCCUGAUUAACUAUCAGAAUUAAAUCUUUAAUGAAUGUUCUUGUGACUUGUGAAUCAAAACUGCAUGGAGGAACAGAAGUUGAAGUGGAAUGGAGUGCUCACCUCAACGUUGUAGUUCUGCAACCUGAUCCCUUUUCAGAACAUAUUGCUGCUUUCUCCUGGCUCUUUAAAGAGUCCAGCUUGUUUGUAUUUAAGCCAAAUGAGCCACGGCCAAUCUGUAUCCAGAGAAAAAUUUCUAAGGAAAGGAUCCAGUUUGCUGCCUUUGUUCCAAGAGAUGCACCUGAAUCAAUUGGCUCAGAUAAAUACCUUUGGCUAAGAAGAUCCCAUCUAAAUUCAGAUUCUAGAGAGUUCUAUUAGCUCUGUGAGGAAUUUAUUGGAAAGGAUGCCUGGGAGAGAAUGGGUACAAAGGGCUGUGUCAAAUAGCUCAGCUGAGUUAAACCUGAGCAUGAGACUCUGUCACUUGGGUUGACUCUAAAUUCUACUUGAGUUUUGGUAACAGAAAAUGAGGUGGGACUUACAUCUGUGUUACUAAGUUCUAGUUAAAACUUUGUCCUUUCUCAAUUACAAGAUG
Lagopus leucura (white-tailed ptarmigan) is the source of this 1335-nucleotide messenger RNA. Its product is annotated as WD repeat-containing protein 75-like. Gene Ontology annotation, molecular function: RNA binding. Gene Ontology annotation, cellular component: nucleolus. The transcript has 3 exons. NCBI's taxonomy places the organism in Eukaryota, Metazoa, Chordata, Aves, Galliformes, Phasianidae. Gene Ontology annotation, biological process: positive regulation of transcription by RNA polymerase I; positive regulation of rRNA processing. The coding region runs from base 795 to 1121 and encodes 108 amino acids. The record is from RefSeq and is a predicted model, not a curated record.